Molecule: messenger RNA, 714 nt
Organism: Spirometra erinaceieuropaei
Lineage: Eukaryota; Metazoa; Platyhelminthes; Cestoda; Diphyllobothriidea; Diphyllobothriidae
Source: the annotation of a GenBank genome assembly
AUGUCUCCUCGUCCAACUCUGCUUCGCCCCCCACACCGACAACUAACACUGACCGCACUCCUAAACCCACUUCCUACUCCUCCACCGCUUCAACAUCCGCUGCGGCGGCCCCUGUACCCACCACUAUUGCACACACUCCUGACGCACCAACAGACAUCAACCUCCCCAGAGUCAGGACCCGCGAUACAGACUCGAUCCCUACCUGUCAUAAUAGCGACUGCACCCUUACCACACAUCGGCCUGGUCGGUCACUUGCGAAUCCGUCGCACAGAGACUGGCGAACCAGUGCCUGAAGCACCAACAUACACCCACCGCAUUCGCCUCCACUAUCGACAUUGCCCCCGCACAUUCACUCACCGCAUGGAUUUAGUCGGUCACAUGCGCAUCCACGAGGACGAAAUUGGCUGCGGUCUCGACACGCCCAGCACCUCCUGCACAUCCACCAUGCCUAGCUCAACCCACGCUCCGCCGCCCGGCACGCCCACUGUCAUUAGCCCCGACACAUUCAGCACAUCUUGGACACCCACCAUGUCCAGCCCAACACAUACGCCGUCGUCCAGCUCGUCCACUAUCAACAGCAUCAUCACUGCCACCAUCUCCGCGACCAAAAAUGACACCGCCGACUUCUCCUGUCGCCACUGUCGCCGUACAUUCAUCUCACGCAUUGGCCUGGUCGGUUACUUGCGAAUCCUCGCACAGAUCCCGGCAAACUAG